AUGGCCGAUAUUGCGCACCAUAGCACGGGACUUCGCGCUGAAAACGCUGAGGGUAUCCGCGAGUCUCAAUACUUCUUCGAGACGUCGAUUCAACAACAGUGCGAGACAAUUCAAGUCGCUGCAGCGGUUGUGGCCGACGCGUCCUUGAGAGACCCUGCAGCGGAGAGCGUGGUGCACGCCUAUAACAGUUGCGACUGGAAGUCGGUGCUCGAGAUCGAAACUCCUCUUUUGAUUCAGCCUGCAGCCUAUUAUCCGCACAUAGUGGACAGCGGCGAGGUCCCCAACUGGGUAGCUUUUCACCCAGAGCAACAGACUGUUGAUAUCGGUGGGCUCCAAUACAGUUACAACCUCGGAAAAGGCGCCAUGGGUGGAGGAUCUCUUUGGCCGUCGCAGGUGGUGUCGUCGGGUAGGCCCAUGGUCUAUCCGCCACCGCACGCAGCGGAUGUGGAGACUGAUCUCUCCUCAGGCUCACCGGCGAGCACCACCGAUUUCGAUCCAGAGCCCGAGCCCGAGCAGCAUCGCUAUGCGAGCACCAAUUUCGGCAACUUCGUCUCGAACAGCACCUGGUCCAGCGGACAGCAGUAUUUGACUUCGGCCCCAGCACCCGGCUUGACAGGAUUUGGUUCGGGAUUCGCUCAGCCGUACCAGACAACCUCUAGUGUACACCACAUCAACGGUCUACCUUCGUGGCAGUUCGGCGUCCACCCUUCGUCCGGUACGCGAGGUUUCGAGAACCUCGAUCAGGUGCACGUCGUUUCUCAGGUAAAUGGCCAGGCACACCGCAUGAGCCUGCAACCGCGCACUCCAGCCAUACCACCCUAUGUACCACGCGUGGUUGCCUUGGCUGCUCCUUUCGAACUCCCUUCUAACAAUUGCAGUGACGGCUCUGGGUUGGCGGUUAGCUCCAACGCCAACCCAGACAAACAACACACAGAACAGGGUGCGGGUCCAACCGCGGCUUCAAUUGAGGCAUCCCUCAUCAGGAAGAGGGAGGACGAGAUCCUUCUUGAAGGAAAGCGUCUUGGGCUCACCUACAAGGACAUCCGCAAGAGGAUGGGCACCAGUGUGGCGGAGUCGACUCUGAGGGGCCGGUACAGGUCCCUUACCAAGCCUAGGAAGGAUCGAGUUCGCAAGCCCGUCUGGACCGACAACGAUAUCAUGCUGUUGAAGGAAAUUGUGGCCAUGGAGCUCGACAGCGUCACCCGCGACCGGCCUUCGGCAACUCAGGAACAGCGCUUUACAAGAAUCUCCUGGAAGCGAGUUGCUGAGUACAUCACUGAGAACGGCGGAUCCUACAAGUUUGGCAACUCGACGUGCAAGAAGAAGUGGCUUGAGCUUGAGGGCUUAGCCUGA
Messenger RNA from Westerdykella ornata, 1353 nucleotides. RefSeq lists its product as uncharacterized. The coding region runs from base 1 to 1353 and encodes 450 amino acids. The transcript has 3 exons. Lineage: Eukaryota; Fungi; Ascomycota; Dothideomycetes; Pleosporales; Sporormiaceae. The record is from RefSeq and is a predicted model, not a curated record.